AUGCUGAUCAGGGACCAGUUCAACCUCAACCCAAUUGACACCUUGGGACGUCCCGCCGUCUCCCGAUGCCAGGGGAACUUCCCUGUGUUGACAUUCUCCAAGGUUGCUUGGAUCGGAGAGGCCUGGAAGCUAAAAAGGCGUGCUAGCGGAGCCGCAGACGUCAUUCGCGACAUGGUGUCUUAUGCUGAGAUUGCUGCCAAGGGCCCCAAGCAGACUCCCGAGGAGGCUGCUGCCCCUCUCCCUCCCCAGAUCGAGGUUGACGAGUCUACCUCCACUUCCUCCCUGAUCGACGUCGAUACCCCUUCUGUCCACACCGUCCCUUCCGACUUCCAAGAGCAGGAAAUCCAGACCGAGACCCAGGCCACCCGCGUCGAGCAGGAGGAACAAGCAGCCAGGGAGGAGGCCGAAAGGGCCAAGGCCAAGGCCCGCGCUGAGGCCGACCUCGCGAAGAAGAAGGCCAAGAGCAAGGCCAAGAAGGCCGACAACUGGUUGACCAAGCAGUUCGCCAGCUUGAGCGAUGGUACCACUGGUGCUCUCGCUGCCGUCAACCUUUUCGCCGUUGUUGGUCUUAGUGGAUGGCUCGGCUACAGGGCUUGGGGCCUCUACGACCGCAGGCAGUUCACGUGGCAGCAUGCCGGCCGUGGCGCUGGUAUCCUCGCCGCUGUCGCCGUCUUCGAGAGUGUAUUCAGCGGGUACCUCGCCAAGGGCAAGAAGGCCAAGGACCAAUAG
This is a messenger RNA of Neurospora tetraspora, 729 nucleotides long. RefSeq lists its product as uncharacterized. Gene Ontology annotation, cellular component: mitochondrial outer membrane. The transcript has 4 exons. Gene Ontology annotation, molecular function: nascent polypeptide-associated complex binding. Bases 1 to 729 code for a protein of 242 amino acids. The record is from RefSeq and is a predicted model, not a curated record. NCBI's taxonomy places the organism in Eukaryota, Fungi, Ascomycota, Sordariomycetes, Sordariales, Sordariaceae.